Molecule: messenger RNA, 1470 nt
Organism: Drosophila subpulchrella
Lineage: Eukaryota; Metazoa; Arthropoda; Insecta; Diptera; Drosophilidae
Gene: ste24b
Product: CAAX prenyl protease 1 homolog
Exons: 2
Coding region: 42-1385 (447 amino acids)
Biological process (GO): CAAX-box protein processing
Cellular component (GO): endoplasmic reticulum membrane
Molecular function (GO): metalloendopeptidase activity
Source: RefSeq, a predicted model, not a curated record
AAUAUGCCUAAAAUGUCAGGCUGUUGUCAGAGGAACCCAACAUGUCUGCAUACUUCUGGGAUGAUCCAGCAGCUAUACUCUAUAUAAUCAUUGCCUUCUUGAUACUGGACAAUAUAUGGGCCAUUUAUCUGAUGCUGCGAGAAAUACAUAUGGCAUACAAAACGAACAAAGUUCCGAGUGUGAUCAGCCCGUAUUUGCCGCAGGAGCUCUACGACAAGAUGCGCGUCUACAAAAUACACAGAGGCUGGCUUACGAUUGUAAACACCCUGCUUACGGCGGUUAUAAUGGGUAUUCUAGAGCUGUACUUCGGAUUUUACGCCUGGCUGUAUGGAAUGGCCGCCCAAUGCGCCUUGGGCAAGUGGAUGGAGCACGAGGCUUGCGUUUCCGUGAUCUUCGUACUCAUGCUGAGCGUCUAUUUCUGGCUCAAGAGCGUCCCGGCAAUGAUUUACGAGAAAUGUUGCAUCAAGAGCUUGCAACCCAGGGCAAAACCAUCAUUGUGGUUCCGCAUCUGUCACUUUGUCUUCGACCUAAUCUUGGGAGCAAUAGUUACCAUCGCCAUAGUAGUCGCCUUGGUGUACAUGUUUAUCGGCUUGGGGCCCUACGCUCCCCUUGGCUUGUACAUUCAAUCGCUGAUCCUGACGGUCAUCAUACUCCUGCUGAUUCCAUUCUUGAUCGAUCCCUUUGUGGGCAAGCGAGUGCCGCUGGAGAACUCGAACCUGCGCAACCAACUGGAGUAUCUUACGCGGCAAGUGGGCUUUCCCAUGAGCCAGGUGCGUAUCAUCCGGGUGCACGACCCCAACACGGGUAGCAAUGCCUUCUUCUACGGAUGCUGCUGCCUAAAGAGAAUUGUGAUCUUCGAUACCCUGCUGCUGAAUAGGGGCAAGCAAGAUCUCACCCAGCUGUCGCCAGAGGAGCUGGGCAGGGGACUGACGGAUACCCAGGUGACGGCUGUUGUGGCCCACGAACUGGGUCACUGGAAGAACGGACAUUUUUACAAGGCGAUCAUGGCCUUCCAAGUCCAUCUCAUACUGACUAUCUUGCUGUUUGCAUUCAUGUUUGCCCACGGACCCAUAUAUCAGGCGGUGGGAUUUGCCCCCGGCCUGCAGCCCAUCGUCAUUGGAUGCUUCAUCAUCUUCGGAUUCGUACUGAUCCCCUACAUGACGCUGGCCAACUUUAGCAUGCUGAGCCUGACGCGCUGCUUUGAGUUCCAGGCAGAUAGGUUUGCAAACCGUCUCGGAUACGCUGGUGAACUUCGCCAGGCGCUGCUCAAAUUGUAUGCGGAUAAUAUGGCAUUUCCCGUCUCGGAUCCAUACUACUCCAGCUGGAAUCACACACAUCCCACCAUUCUGGAUCGUUUGGCUCGCCUGGAGGAUGUUCGACGUUAGGCAAUAUAUUUUUUCGGUUUCUUUUUUCAAACAUAGUAGGUUCUGAUUGAAUUAUCCGGCUUGGGUAAUAUAGAUAUAUAUUUUA